This is a messenger RNA of Cantharellus anzutake, 582 nucleotides long. RefSeq lists its product as uncharacterized. The record is from RefSeq and is a predicted model, not a curated record. NCBI's taxonomy places the organism in Eukaryota, Fungi, Basidiomycota, Agaricomycetes, Cantharellales, Hydnaceae. The transcript has a single exon. Bases 107 to 466 code for a protein of 119 amino acids.
CUUUCCCUCCCACUUCUGUGUGACCAGGCCUAUGGCCCUUCCUUGGUGCGUCCUGCUCCCAAGUUUUCUGUCUUCUUCCCUCUGUUGAUCUUCUCGGGCGUUCAGUAUGUCCUUGCUGUACUGUGCUGCCCACUGCUUUCCGCUCGUAUCCUGUGGUCUUCUUACCUCUCCCUUUGAGCCCUCUUUCGGUAUGUGUGUGCCUAUCGUGUCCUUCCUCUCUGCCUGCUCGUUCUUUCCUUUUUCUCCUCUUUCGUUCUACUUUUCUUUAUCUAUUGUACAUCGCCCACUAUCGCCCUCAACUUCUUCUCCACCACUUUCUCCAAUUCUUCCUCCCACCAUUUUCUGCUCCCAUUCAGAUUUGGUUCGCUGGUUAAGUUCCGGUUGUUUGUCCUCCUCCAGUACAUCGCAGGGCAUCAUUGCGAAUAAUGUAUCUUUGAAAUCCCGGAUUAACCGCAUUUUUUCUUGACCCCUAGCACGGGAAAGCGUCACGUAUGCGUUAAAAGGUGUUAACGCUCCCCUUGGUGGCGUCCCGAUGUCUGCCCAUCGUUUGUCCUUGUGCUCGAUAAUCCAUAAAUCCAUAUG